AUGCCCCCAUCAGCAAAACCACCAACACAACCAGAGCCAUCAAUAAACACACCAAUAAAAACUACGCCAUUAGCAACAACACCACCACAACAUCCAUCAUCAACUUCAGCACAAGCACCAACAACCACUAAACCUACCACACCUUCAAAAUCUACUUUCUCCUAUGAACCCUCACAAUUAACUCCCCCACACAAAAAACGGAGAUUGAUCAAUGAAAUUGUCUCCCCUCUUACUAAACAAAAUGAACCUUCCUCUCAAUCCAAACCACAAACAAAACCCAUGAAAACAAAAUCUGCCAUGACAAUUGCACAGUUCCUUGCUCGAAAGAAACUUCCAAACCCUCAGAGAAGAAAAACUUUUUCUUCUUCUACUUCCACUUCAUCUGCCUCUGAACCGUCUCCUCCCUCUAAGAAACCCAACCAAACUACUCCUCCUCUGAUUUCCCCUGACAAAUCUAAACUUUUCAAUGAAAAAUGGGCUCAACGCCUAGUUGGGAUUGGACGAGUCUUUGUUUUUGACAAUCUCGUUGUUGACGGCAACGCUGUUCAACAUCACACUGAUGCUCUUGGAUGGACAUCCUUCUUAAAAAUAUCUGAAUCUUAUUACCCAGAUGUUGUCUGUGCCUUUUAUUGCAAUGCCAAGACAUUUGCUGACAAAUCUCUAAUCAUUUCUACGAUUAAGGGAAUGGAGAUCAAACUGACUCCAGAAAUUCUGGCCUCCAUUCUUCAGUUACCCACAAAAGGUCCAUCUGUUUUUGGUGACCACUGGUACUCAGCCUUGAAUCUUCGCAAGACUAAAGUCUUAUCUGAUCUGUUUGAAGAAGACUCCACUCGUUACUUGUCCACAUAUCUUAAGCCACUUCCCAAAGUGUUCAAUAACAUGUGCCAACAUACCUUGAUUCCUCACUAUGGAAGUCAUGAGUAUGUCUCUGAUAAUGACGCCUUGCUCAUCCAUCAUCUCCUCAACUGCAAGAGACUGAAUUUACCCUAUGUGAUUCUCCAGCACAUGAUUUGUGCAGCCACCAAAGACUACAGGAAAAAUAUUGUGCCUUAUGGCAUGGUCAUGACUAAGGUCUUCAAGUACUUUGGAGUAUCUCUUGCGUCUGAAACAUCUAUGAUCAAAAUCUCAAAAUUUUCCACCAAAAAUCUCUCUCACAUGCGCAAAACCUCCUCUACUCAAAUGCCCACUCCUCCAUCCUCCUUUCCCACCUCCUUCAAACGCAAACGCUCAGCAGGUAGACGACCUACUACAAAUCUUGUUCCAUUCUCAACACAUCCUACUGAUCCUGAGGAAAACACAGCAAAAAUCCCAAUACCAGAACAUUCUUCACCAAAUCCAGAACCAACUGUUGGACCCUCUAACACAUCUAUUGGUCUCUUAUCAUCUGUCUCAUCCUCCUUUGCUUCUUUUCCAUCUAUCUCUACAACGCCUAUUCCAUCCAACACUGUUGUUGCUACCACUUCUCAACCCUCUACUCACCUUCACUCUUCUCCUCCCUUAACUGAACCCUCCAACUCUGACAUCAUGGCUACUUUUCAGAUCAUACUGGCACGACGAGUUCAGCACGAUCAAGAAAUUGCUCUAUUGAGAACUUGGCUGACAGACCACCUUGCUCCCAAGAUGGGAAUUUCACCUCCACCUCCUCAUCCGAUUCAUUCUCCUUCUCAAGUUCCUCAUCCAGGAAAAUCCUCAUCUUCAGAAGGAUCUUCUCCCUCCUUAGCUUCUUAG
Cicer arietinum (chickpea) is the source of this 1728-nucleotide messenger RNA. Lineage: Eukaryota; Viridiplantae; Streptophyta; Magnoliopsida; Fabales; Fabaceae. The record is from RefSeq and is a predicted model, not a curated record.